Acanthamoeba castellanii str. Neff is the source of this 1563-nucleotide messenger RNA. Its product is annotated as zinc finger, C3HC4 type (RING finger) domain containing protein. Gene Ontology annotation, cellular component: nucleoplasm. The transcript has 11 exons. NCBI's taxonomy places the organism in Eukaryota, Discosea, Longamoebia, Acanthamoebidae. The record is from RefSeq and is a predicted model, not a curated record. Gene Ontology annotation, molecular function: ubiquitin protein ligase activity. Gene Ontology annotation, biological process: Notch signaling pathway; protein ubiquitination. Bases 1 to 1563 code for a protein of 520 amino acids.
AUGGGGGCCAAGGGCUCGAAGCGCAGGCCCCACACCUCGUCGUCCUACACGACCGAUGUAUUGGUAUCGACCACCACACCACCGGCCCCCGACGCCUCGUCGGCCUCGCCCGCGACUGCGCUGUGGGAGUGGGCCGACGACUCGCAGGUGUUCCGCGCCUACGACGCCGCGGCCACGGCCACCCUCGAGGCCGCCUUCGCGGCGGGCCAGACCGCGGUGACCCUCAUCCACGGCAGCCACCAACCAACACCACCACCACCUACUCCCGCGCCAUCCGCCGCAACCCCGCCUUUGCCACGCGCCGCCACCGCCACCGCCACCGCCACCACCACCUCCCUCUCGGGGAGCUCGGGCUCCUCUGGCUCCUCCUCUUCCUACACACCCACUUCUACCUCUGCCGACGGCACCGCCGCUGCCGCUGCCGCUGCUGGACCCGUGUGGGAGUUCGAGAAGGAGGACGGGGAAUGGGAGGCCUACGAUAAACUCACCACGCGUCUCCUCGAGGGAUCGCUGACGAACGGACGGGCCAACGUGGUCCUCAACCACGGUUCCUUUGCCGUGCCGGGCGGGUACAUGGUGGACUUUGUGGGUCUCACGCAGACCAAGCAGCAGUCGGCGCACGAGGUGGUGCGCGUGCGGCGCACGCCGGCCAUCGACCCAUUGCACUACCCGGCCAUCGCCCAGGCCAUCGCCAAGGCCGCUGCCAAGGGCGGCGGCGACGACGGCGACGAGGAAAAGAGCAGCGGGAAGGAGAAGGAGAAGGCCUUCUCGGGCGUGGGCAAGGGCAAGCUGCGGGAGGUGGGCAAGCUGACCCGGUGGGCGCGCGUGACGGACAAGCUCAUCCCCGAGGAGACCUGCCCCGUGUGCCUCUGCGAGUUCGAACAGGAGGAGGAGGAGGGGAAGGAGGAGGAGGAAGAGGAGGAGGGAAAGGGCAAGGAGGCCGAAGCCGACGGUAAGAAGAAGGACGCGUCCAAGAAGAAGAAGAAGAGCAAGAAGCAGCCCAAGGAGAAGGCCAUCGAGGACGAGGCCGACGAUGUCAUCGUGCGCCUGUCCCAGUGCCAGGGCCACUACUUCCACCGGGAUUGCAUCGUGCACUGCUUCAAGUCCGGGUUCCUGCAGUGCCCCAUCUGCAACGUGGUCUACGGCGUACGUAUCGGCACCAUGCCCGAGGGCACCAUGAACGUCUCCACUUCCGGGCCGAGCCUGAGCGGAUUCGAGGACUGCGGCACAAUCCAAAUCGAUUACUACUUCAGCAGUGGCAUACAGGGUCCGGAGCACCCCAACCCGGGCAUGAGUUACGGCGGCACCUCCCGAACGGCCUAUUUGCCGGACAACAAGGAGGGCCAGGAGAUCCUCAAGCUGUUCAAGAUCGCGUGGGAGCGACGGCUGCUGUUCACGGUCGGUCGAUCGGUCACGACCGGGGAGGACAACCAGGUGGUGUGGGGCGGCGUACACCAGAAGACCUGCACCUCGGGCGGCGCCACCAGCUUCGGCUACCCCGACCCCACCUACUUCGAACGAGUCAAGGCGGAGCUGGCAGCCAAGGGCGUGCAUCCGGAGUGA